This is a messenger RNA of Drosophila sechellia, 2473 nucleotides long. RefSeq lists its product as uncharacterized. Bases 446 to 2473 code for a protein of 675 amino acids. The transcript is spliced from 4 exons. The record is from RefSeq and is a predicted model, not a curated record. NCBI's taxonomy places the organism in Eukaryota, Metazoa, Arthropoda, Insecta, Diptera, Drosophilidae.
UCCAGGCGUCAUAGAAGUGCAGUCGAGCCUACAUCCUCCAGUGAUAAAAAAGGUCACGGUUUAACUACCAUACGAAAUUGGCGUGGAACUUGCUUAGCAGGAGAAUCAUCGGUGCAUCGGGACGGAGUUUCCGAAUGCGACUAAAAAGCUCAACAUACCGUCGUUGCUUCAGUCUUUUCGAUGGGCUCCGCAAAAUGAAAUUUUGCGUUCUUACUUUUCCUAGCAGAGUAACGGGAAUAGUCGGCGAACUCGACUACAGCAUUAACUAAAUGAAUAUUUCCGGAAAUUAAAAGUUUUAUUUUUAAAAACAAUGAAACAACUUACUUUGCUUAACGGUAAAGCGAUAAGAGCAUCUACACUGUGGUGAUGGAGGAAGCUAUCUAAAUGGCAAGACAUUCCGGCUGGUCUGAACAGUUUGUGAGUAACUAUCGCUGGCUAAACAGUCAUGAUAACCCUAAUGCGACCAAUUCAUAAAUGGCUCUGCUUCUGCCUAAUUGCAAUAAUCGUAAUACUCGGCAUUAAAACCCAAAAUGCAAACACUAAAUAUAAGAAAUUAUCGGAAAAGCCCAAAGCUUUAGAAGUCACAGGAUCGGAUGACUCCAAUUCCGACUUCCUUCCUGCUGAAGAAGAUCGAAAAGUGCAGGACGAAGUCCGACCCGCAUAUUUUGUGGAGUCCGUCAAGUGCAAGAUCCCCUAUGUUGAUCCCUUCACCUCAGAUGCAAUGGCCAUUUUCCAGCCCGAGCACUUUGAGACCUGCUCCAACGAAACCGCACUGGUUACUCCGAUCUUUGACAUCAGUCGGCAGCGAUAUAUGCUCUUCAUCAAUGAGUCGUUGGCCUCCAUUAUUCUCAACUCCCAUCGGGGGGAGUACAAUUGCUAUUAUCAGGAGAUAACGCGGAUCCGUGAGCACGACAGUUAUGAUAAAGUGGAGCGAAAAUACUUCACUCAGAACUACGAGGUGCCGCUCCAUGUUCAGGGCCUGAUCUUGGCCUGCCAUCGUCUCGGCAACGAGUCGGACAUUUUGCAGAGCGAUGCUUAUAACCUCAUCCAAUAUAGGCCACCACCCGAAGGACUCUCGCUGGAACCGUCCAAAAGGAAGCCAAGUGUCCUUAUGUUCGGCAUAGACAGCCUUUCGCGGAUCAAUUUGCGUAGAACUAUGCCGAAGGUCUAUAAGUUCCUAACGAGGGACGGGUGGUUCGAGCAGCAAGGAUACAACAAGAUAGGCGACAACACCUUCCCCAAUCUGUUGGCCAUUUUGACAGGCUACAAUCCUGAGUCGGCCAUUGAGAGGGUGUGCAACUGGCACGAAGAUGGAUGUCUAGAUAGGACCCCUUUUAUAUGGCACUACUUCCGGAAUGCCAGCUACCUCACAGCCUAUGCUGAGGAUGAGACUGGCAUGAAUACAUUCAACUACCUGAAACCGGGCUUCCUGGAGCAGCCUACCGACUUCUACUUAAGGCCCUUUCAGAAGGCCGUUGAAUCGGGCCUGAACACCUGGAAAUGCAGUGACUGCUCGAUGAGGUACUGCAUCGGCCGGCGGAUCACGAGCAGUUACGUCUACGACAUGGCCAGAAAUUUUGCCAACCGUUUCGUGUAUGAGCGACCCAUUUGGGGUCUGUUCUGGUCAAACAGUUUCAGCCACGACAGCUUCCAGAUGCCCUCGAAAAUGGAGGACUAUGUGCUUAAGUACCUUCUGGACUUCGAGGCCGAUGGUGUGUUCGACCAGAGUAUUAUGGUGUUCCUCUCGGAUCAUGGCUCACGCUAUGGCAGAAUCAUGUCCCUGCCCAGUGGAUUUCUAGAAGAGCGUCUUCCCUCUAUGUUUAUCUAUUUGCCGCCUUGGUUCCGGGCUCAGUAUCCGGAAUACGCCAGGGUCCUUGAGCUGAAUCGGAAUCGGCUUACAUCCAACUACGAUCUGCACAACACCCUGAAACACAUCAUCGAACUGGGCGGCACUCCAGAUGGUCAAAUAUUGCCCAAGGCGGCCGACUGUCCCAAGUGCCAAUCCCUAUUUUAUCCCGUAGAUGAGACGAGGUCGUGUGAGGAUGCCGGAAUACCAGAGCACUUCUGCACCUGUGUGCCUUAUAAAAGACUGGAUACGCAAUGGGCGAAGAGCAUUGCCCCCAAGGUGAUCGGUCGGAUCAACGAGUAUCUGGCCGGCAGGAAUCUUAGUGAGAUUUGCUCGGAACUCACGCUCAGCUAUAUUCACUCGACAGAGAUGAAAGUCGAGCUAGACCAGAACUUCCACGACGAUGAGCACCGUGUGGAGGUGGGCACCUAUCGCACCAUGUUCAAGGUGAAGCAGAACUCCGCCGACUUUCGAGCCACCGUUAUCUUCAAUAAUGUUACAGAUUCCGUGGAGGUGGAUGUACCUAGCAUUAGUCGGUUGGACAGCUAUGAAGAUGAUUCCACGUGUGUAAAAGAUAAAACCGACAAGAUGUAUUGCAUUUGCACGUGUGAUAUCAAAGAUGAUUAA